Molecule: messenger RNA, 1587 nt
Organism: Amphibalanus amphitrite
Lineage: Eukaryota; Metazoa; Arthropoda; Thecostraca; Balanomorpha; Balanidae
Product: polyunsaturated fatty acid lipoxygenase ALOX15B-like
Exons: 6
Coding region: 14-1366 (450 amino acids)
Biological process (GO): lipid oxidation
Molecular function (GO): metal ion binding; oxidoreductase activity, acting on single donors with incorporation of molecular oxygen, incorporation of two atoms of oxygen
Source: RefSeq, a predicted model, not a curated record
UUGCUCACAGGGCAUGCUGCACUGGAAGAGCGACAAGUGGUUCGGCAUCCAGCGUCUCCAGGGAGUGAAUCCGGUGCUGAUCAAACUCUGCACCAAAAUACCCGACAAUCUAAACGUGGACGACACCAUGCUGCGGCCGUUCCUUGAGACACUCACCAUCGAGGAGGCCAUUCAGAGCCAGAAGCUUUUCCUGGUCGACCUCGGUAUUGUAGAAGGCGUACCGCCGGCCCCAGGAACUCAGCUGUGCGCGCCGAUGGGGCUCUUUUACCUGAACAAGAACAGCGAGCUGCUGCCGGUGGCUAUCCAGCUGUUCCAGCAUAAAGGCGGCGACAACCUGGUGUUCCUGCCGAGCGACCCGCCGAACUUGUGGCUGCUGGCCAAGAUGUUCUUCAAUAACGCCGAGGUGCAGCACCACGAGUCGCUGACGCACCUGGGCUUCACGCACUUGAUGAUGGAGGGCGUGGUCAUCUGCUCGCACCGCCACCUCUCCGUGUCGCACCCACUCUUCAGGCUGAUGGCGCCACACUUUUUGUUCCUCAUUUCCAUCAACGUGGUGGCGCUGCAGGACCUGAUCGCUCCUGGAAAGUGGGUAGAUCGCGUGAUGACGGUGCGCGCUUCUGGCCUGCAGGAGAUCGUCAAACGAGGUCUGCAGGACUGGAGGCUGGACAGGGACGGCGUCAUACCGCGUCAGGUAGCGGCCAGAGGCGUGGCCGACCCCUCGGUGCUGCCCUACUAUCCGUAUCGGGACGACGCCUGCGCUCUCUACUCUAUCAUCGAGCGCUACGUGCGGGCUGUGCUGGAGGCUGCCUACAGCCAGCCCGGAAGCCUGCAGGCUGACCACGAGCUGCAGCAGUGGCGCAAAGAGCUGACGAUGGCGCGCCAGCACGGCGGCGUGGGCAUGUGUGGAGUCGCCGGCGACAGCGAGCAAGGGUUCACCAGCGUCGACCAGGUGGUGGAAGUGGUCACCGCGCUGGUCUCCAUAUGCAGCCAGGGCCACGCCGCUGCCAACUUUGGCCAGUUCGAUGAGUACGGCUUCGUGCCCAACUACCCGCCUGUGCUGUACGGUCCCGUUCCGAGCAGCAAGGACGCCGUGCCCAGCGACAGAGACCUCCUCAACUAUCUGCCAGGCCGCUUCGCCACGCGCGAGAUCAUGGUCAUCACGAAGCUGCUUAGCUUCCGCGGCACCCGCGCGCUGGGCGACUUCGAGGUGCGCUACAUCUACGACCCGGUGGGCUCGGCCGCCGCCGACCGGCUGCGCGGCGAACUCCGCGAGCUGGCGCGCCAAAUCGACCGGCGCAACGCCACCGCCCAGUUCCCGUACAAGUGGCAGAGCCCCUCAGUGGUGCCUAACGCCAUCAGCGUGUAAAAGUGGCCGCCAGACGGCCCCCACCCCUGGGCCGUCGAGAGGCGCGGGCCGCCGCCACACACCGCUGUGAAUUGUGUCGUUCCGUCGCGAUUGCCACUGUUGGAUUAACCGGCUCGAGCGCGGGCGCGCGACAGACUCGUGCGCGCAGCACUGGGGCAAAGUGACUGCGUGACUGCGUCUUGUUUACCACAGAGCGAAAUAAAGUUGCUAGCAUAAAAAAA